Molecule: messenger RNA, 1437 nt
Organism: Penicillium vulpinum
Lineage: Eukaryota; Fungi; Ascomycota; Eurotiomycetes; Eurotiales; Aspergillaceae
Exons: 5
Coding region: 1-1437 (478 amino acids)
Source: RefSeq, a predicted model, not a curated record
AUGCGCCCUCUCCUGGGGCGUUCUAAAUAUACACCUGAGGUGAAAGCUCGCCUAUCGAAUAAGUCUUUGUCCUCGUCUAGAAGAUCUAAGUCUACUGGCGAUCACGAGUUCCAGCAACUGCAGGAUAACUCGAGUGAGCUGUCUUUGCGGCCAAUUCGGCCAAAGCAUGAUCUUGAUGUCGCAGGUCAAACUUCUACCGAUACGAGAGAGAUAUCUCAUGGGCGCGAAAGUUCUCUUGGAGAGAGCAGAAAAGGUCAGAGGCAGAACAGAGGCUGGGGAAUUUCUGCGAAGCAGGAAUGGGCCGUGUUGUAUGGACGGAAGAAAUAUUUACGCCUUACUCCCCAGGCGACGAAUUUUGAUUCGCUCUUUCCACUGAUUUUAUCUAUUGUUCUUUCCAUUCAUAUUGAUACAUGGAUUGUUUAUAUACCACAUUGUUUGGGACCUGUUUUCAUUUCAACACCUGGCUUCUCAAAAGAUUUCUUCUUUUGUAAAUUAUCUUCUCAAACAACGGGUUCCUUGAUCUUGUCGUUAAUCUACAAAAUGUUGCUCAGAUAUCUUCUCGCGUUGGUGAUCCAACUUUGUUGGGUUACUCUCGGGUUUGCCCACGAAGACGCGACAAUUACAAUCCCAUGGGUCACAGAUGCGCCUGAUUACUUCCAGGGCUAUGGAGGAAGGGCCAUAGGCAUGAAAGAUGCAACCACAACCUAUGGAAUCAACUGUCUUUCAGGCCUAACAACCUGUCACAGAUUUAGCCCAGACCUGACUGUUAUCUACGGACCAAACACAUAUGAGAUGAUUGCCAGUGGCUACAAAUUUGAUUACACCUCAGGUUGCACGCUCAUUGGUUCUCCAGCACCCACUGGCGCGUCUUGCACAGAAACAAAGUUCAUACAUCAAAGUAGUGUUAUCAGCUCGGCCACAGUGCUUGUUCCAGCCACUGGCGCUGAUUCCACCCUUGGAAUUUUCCCAGCACCCUUAAUCGUGACAGAUACUGGAAACUUCCCUGCGCCUUCUACCUCAACUGAAAACAAAGCGUCUGACAAUUCUCAUGUUUCAACAAGUGACGCCAGCUUGACUGUGCCUGCGACCAUGACGGUUGAUUCUGCUCACCCUGCCUCUUCAACUGGUGGGAGUGCGACUGCAACUGGCAGCCUGGUUGUGCCUACGGAGGGCGCCUUCCUGAAUUCGAAAACCAUGACAACUGGUGUCCCGACCUAUUUCGGCAACGGAACUUCACCGGCUCACAACAAUGGCACAGUGACAGUGACUGUUCUUGCUAGCACUAUUCCGUGUCAUUGUGAGUGUGACUGCAGACAAAAUGAGACCGCUACUGCCACUAUUACUGUUCCAAUGGCGAUGAAAAGCUACGGAGUCAAGACGGCUGCACCCAUGGCAUUGAUGUGUGGAAUCGUUGCUGGCAUCAUGUUCUGGAUGUGA